Lodderomyces oxycetoniae is the source of this 2610-nucleotide messenger RNA. RefSeq names its product Apl2p (gene APL2). Gene Ontology annotation, cellular component: membrane coat. The record is from RefSeq and is a predicted model, not a curated record. The transcript has 3 exons. Lineage: Eukaryota; Fungi; Ascomycota; Pichiomycetes; Serinales; Debaryomycetaceae. Gene Ontology annotation, molecular function: clathrin binding. The coding region runs from base 1 to 2610 and encodes 869 amino acids. Gene Ontology annotation, biological process: vesicle-mediated transport; intracellular protein transport.
AUGGACCCAAAAAGAAUAAUUCAACUUCAACAACGUUACCAAACUACACCACUCCCUCUUUGGUUGAGAGGAAGAUACGGUAAGAUGAUGGUUUACCCAUUUUAUGGAUUGUUUGCAGUGGCUACAGCAUUGCCAUUGUUCUACGCAGGCAGAGCAAUAUUGUCAUUAGUCAAUGUGCUUUACUAUCGAGCAGCGACGCAACAACACUAUCGAGCAGCAACGCAACAACACUAUCGAGCAGCGACGCAACAACACUAUCGAGCAGCGACGCAGCAAUACUAUCUCGCUCUGCUCGAUAGUGUCACUACCUUGUUGGAUAGGGAGAUGUUGAAUAAGGAGUCUUUGAAUAAGAAUUUUUACAAGGUCAAUAGUAUAGUUGAGAGGAAGCUUCGCAAGUUUUUAUCUGGACCAAAGAAGGGCGAGACAUUUGAGUUAAAGAAUGGGUUGGUUUCACAGUAUAAGCAUGAACGUAAGGAUGCUAUACAACGGGUUAUACAAGCAAUGACUGUGGGAAAGGACGUGUCCUCCUUGUUCCCCGAUGUCUUGAAGAACAUUGCCACCUACGAUUUAGAGCAGAAGAAGUUGGUUUACUUGUAUUUGAUGAACUAUGCCAAAACACACCCCGAGUUGUGUAUACUAGCAGUAAACACAUUUGUUCAGGAUACAGAGGAUCCAAAUCCCUUGAUUCGUGCUUUGGCAAUUAGAACAAUGGGAUGCAUCCGUGUCGCAAAGAUGGUCGACUAUAUGGAGGUUCCACUAACAAGAACAUUGAAAGAUGAAAAUCCAUAUGUUCGGAAAACGGCCGCUAUUUGCAUUGCUAAAUUGUUUGACCUAAACCCAGAGAUGUGCGUUGGAUUUGGAUUUUUGAAUGAUUUGGAGAAAUUGUUGUCGGAUGCUAAUCCUAUGGUUGUUGCAAAUGCGAUAAAUGCUUUAUACGAGAUUAGAGAUAUGAAUGAGGAUCCUAGCUUGAAUAUUCUCGUUAUCAAUGGAGAUGUCAUUAGAAACUUGUUGUUGUGCUUGAACGAGUGUACUGAAUGGGGUAGAAUCACAAUCUUGACAACUUUAACCGAAUACGAUACAAGGGGGAAAGUCGAAGAGGCAAAUCAUAUCAUUGAAAGAGUAAUACCGCAGUUGCAACACGUGAAUCCCUCAGUGGUCCUAAGCUCAAUCAAGGCGAUCUUGUGUCAUAUUGAGAGUAUACCAGUGGCUACUCAAAGACAAUCGAUAUUGAGGAAAUUGUCAGCGCCUUUAGUCUCGUUGGUAAGCUCUUCGAUUCACGAGGCUCAGUAUGUUGGAUUGAAAAAUAUUAGAAUUAUAUUGGAAAAAUAUCCAAAUAUUUUGUCAAAAGAAUUGAGGGUGUUUUUCAUCAAAUACUCCGAUCCGUUGUACUUGAAAUUGGAAAAAUUGGAAAUCAUGAUUAGGUUGGCCAAUGAAAGUAAUAGUGAAUUAUUGUUGGGGGAGUUGAGGGAGUAUGCAAUGGAAUUUGAACCUGCAUUGGUGACAAAGGCUAUCAAAUCUAUAGGAGCAGUUGCAAUAAAGUUGAGCGGUUCGGUUAUUAAAGCUGUCAACUUGCUCAACGAUAUCAUUGAUCAAAGAGGCGGCGAGUUGAUCAUUAACGAGGCGACUAUUCAGUUAACUAAUGUGUUGAGAAGAUACCCAAACAAGAGUGAUAUUGCGUCCUUAGUCAUACCUAUGAUUUCUAACCAUGUUGCCGAACUAAAUUCCAAUGAAGCAUUAGCAGGAUAUGUAUGGAUUUUAGGUCUGCAUCCAAAGUAUUUUACAGACUUGCAUGAGAAACUACAAUCACUAAUUGAUGGUUUCUUGGAUUAUGAUUCACUUUUGCAGUUGAACAUUUUGACUACAGUUGUCAAGAUCAAUUUGGAAUCGCUGAAUAAAAAGUAUUCGCCUUUGUUGCAAAAGAUUUUGGAACUUGCCACCAAGGAGUGUGAGAAUGCAGAUGUUAGAGAUAAAGCAUACAUAUACUGGAGGUUAUUGUCAUCCUCUACUUCUGAAUCAUUGCAAAAGAAGAUUAUUUUGACCAAGUUACCUCCCAUUCACUCAACAAUUUCCGCAUUCAACCCGCAGCUUCUAGAGACCUUGAUGCGAGAAUUGUCGACAUUAUCGUCGGUAUACUACAAACCUGCCGAAUCGUUUAUAGAUCCAAAAGCUUAUUCAAGAGUGCCUAUCGGCAAGAAGACAGAUGGAAACAUUGACGACUUGAAAGAAGUUGCAAAACAAGAAAUUAUUAAUAGUUCGAGAAACGAAGAUUUGUUGAAUUUCGAUGACGAUGAUGACAACAACAACAACGAGGAAGGAGAAGACGGAGUAGACAAUAAUGGGUUCACCAUCGAUAGCUUAAAGAGUGACGGUGUCAAUGAUUUACUCAAGGACUUGAGCGAUUUAUUUAGUGCACCAGUUGGCAAUAAUAAUAACAAUAAUAAUAAUAAUAAUCGCCCUCCAUCAACAAAUAUUGAUAUCUUGGAACUUUUCAAUGCGGCUCCCAAAACAAAGCCUGAUUCAAAUACAGAGCCAAAAACAGAGCCAAAAACAGAGCUGAAUCCAAAAAGUAACUCGUCGGGACUCAAUAAUGAUCUAUUAGACUUAUUUUGA